Darwinula stevensoni is the source of this 2323-nucleotide messenger RNA. The record is from the annotation of a GenBank genome assembly. NCBI's taxonomy places the organism in Eukaryota, Metazoa, Arthropoda, Ostracoda, Podocopida, Darwinulidae.
ACGAUCGAGGACCGGGGGAUCGGACGAGAGCCUCACCUGGCCGUUGAGCCGAGCGCGUUUCGACCAGCCGGGACCCUUCCCUUCGGACUCCGCAGCGACGAUCGGGAUGAGGAAGAAGGAGGGACGGCGUCCCUCGCGCGUGUCCUCUUCCAUGGAGACCGGGUGGGCGACCUUCGACCAAUGCCCUCCACGAACGCACACGGGGGACUGGGGCUGGGUCGGCUGACGCAGGGGAAGCGAGGCGGCGGGAGGGAGGUCCGGGGGUGGAAAGGCUUGCCAGAGUCAGACUUGUGUGUUGUCGCUAUCUAUCAGCUAUCAGCUCUAUCGUCCGAAUUCGGUUCCAUCGGAAGGUUCGAGAAGGUCGAGCCAUAUUUGAUGGUCCUCCUGGCAGGAUCACGUCAAAAGCUUGCAUCUCUUCGUUGGUUUCCGUUUCCACCGCUGCAAGACGAUGAAAGAGGAGGUGGGAAGUAUGACAAGCCCUUCUUUUCAACAUACCUCAAGACAUCUAUGUUUUCUAUGUUCCUUUUGGGUUUUUUAUUUUGGAAACCUUGGAGGGAUCAGUGCCGACGUUCCAAUAGUUCUUACACGGUUCUCCAACCCUCAGUGAAUGAUGAUGUAUGUGAUGACUUUCAUGAUGCGACAUUGAGUGACCCUGUUUGGGUACCAACAUAUAGACAAGAUAGGAAUUCUGGUACAGAAAGUGAAUGUGAGGCUCAACAGCCAGGUGUGCGAUUCUCAAAAGUGAGCGAAGUGAGGUAUCUCCCUGUAACUUUGGCAGAAGAUGCUGUUUUGGCACGCAUGUCUUACAAUGAUGCUCUUGCGGAGGAGGAAGCCACAAGGCGAGUUCUUGAGAGGCUCAGUUUGAGGAAAGUUGUUAUCCUUGCAUUGCAGUUCUGCAUCCUGUGGUUUGCUGGGAAUUACUGCUAUCAGAUGGGACUCCACAGGACUGAAGCAGGAGUUGCAAAUGUGCUUUCCUCAGCAUCAAGCCUUUUCACACUCAUUUUUGCUGCCUUUUUCCCUUCAAAUGAUUUUGACUCCUUCACUGUAUCCAAACUUGCUACAGUUGGUCUUAGCAUCUCUGGGGUGGUAUUAGUGAGCCUCUCUGAUGCAAGGCAACAAGGGACUUUCUCUUUUGGGUCAAUUUGGACACUUUUGGGUGCUGUAUUUUACUCUUUGUAUGUUGUUCUGCUCCGAAGGAAGGUCGACCAUGAAGAUAAAUUGGACUUCCCACUUUUCUUUGGAUUUGUGGGAGUCUUCAACAUGGUGCUUUUGUGGCCUGGCCUCUUCUUACUUGACCAUUUGCAUGUGGAGAUGUUUGAAUGGCCAGACCAAAGGCAGUGGUUCAUGCUGGUCCUCAAUGGUCUCAUUGGAACUGUUGUCUCUGAGCUGCUUUGGCUAUGGGCAUGCUUCCUGACUUCAUCGCUACUCGCAACAUUGUCGCUGUGCCUCACCAUUCCCUUGACCCUGGUGGCAGAUCAUGUGAUGCGUCACAUGGAUUAUUCUUGGCUCUUUUUUGUCGGAACUCUGCCGAUCUUCCUGUCCUUCUUCCUUGUGGCCUGGCUACAACAUUCACAAAACCGGGAUCCCAUCUGGGAAGGACUACAAGCAAUAUGGCGUUGGUGUUGUGGGAGGAGACCUUCUGUGAUGUUGACAUGUGAAGACGAAGGGCAAGAGGAGGCACUGAUUGCCCAUGAGGAUUCGACUGCUUCUUGAUACCAGCAACUGUGAUGUAAUUAGACACUCAUAGGGAAUUGAUUGUGAUUUUUUUUUUUCCUCCUUUUAUGGGCCAAGGUUUGCCUCAGGUCUUUCUUCACCAUUUCCAUGGGGCAUAUGGAUCUCAUAUUUUCAUUGAGUAUCCUUUUGGAUUAUGCAUAGUUCUGGUAGUUGAUCAUAUUGAAACUCUAUCAGAUAUUCUACAAGAUCCUCAAUCAAGUUCCAGGAGACAGUCCCAUCAUUGAAAUGACCAUGCACGAAGCUGAUUAGUGGUGCUGCGAAGGAUAACAUCUUGGAGAAGCUGCCAUGGUAGACCCAUGGAAUCGAAAAUAUUCUCUUGGUGGUUUGCUGAGAUGUGCCAAGGAACAAGUAGUCCUUUUCAAGGCACAGGACUGUUGUUUGACUCUAGUCUUACUGUAUGAAGAACAUUUUAAAGCUAUUCUAACAUUGAGGAGGAAUGUUAGGGAGACAGUGAGCAUCUUAUGGUUCUCUGGUUGCUUUCUGCAGCAUUCUGGUUUUAAGGGCAAAAUGGGGGGAUGGCCAAGUGGUAUGAAAUGAAGUCUGAGAAUUGAGAGUGAUGGUGAACCCAUUGAGUAGAAUUGAAACAGGU